AUGAAGAAGUUGCUUUGGACUGUUUGUCUCUUGGGGAUUCUUGUCCCUCAAAAUUUUGGAUUGAAAGUGCAGUUUGAUGGAAUCCUGGCAAACGAUGGACAUGGAGGGCUGGAGGAGAAGCAGGAUCCCAGGAGCUACUUGGAAAACUAUGACUACAAGAAGUAUCACCCCAUUGAGGAGAUCUAUAAAUGGAUGAGUGAGAUAAGAGAGAGCUACAAGGAAGUGGUGACACAGCACUUUCUAGGCAUGACCUAUGAGGCCCGACCAAUGAAUUACUUAAAGAUCAGUGAACCAGCAAGUACUCAGAAGAAGAUCAUUUGGAUGGACUGUGGGAUUCAUGCCAGAGAGUGGAUUGCACCUGCCUUUUGCCAGUGGUUUGUGAGAGAAAUUCUACAAAACUACAAAACAGAUUUAAGGAUAAGCAGAUUUCUUAGGAAGAUGGACUUCUACAUCCUCCCAGUUCUUAAUGUUGAUGGCUAUAUCUACACCUGGACACAUAUUCAAGUUGGACAGAAGGCAGCAGAAGCAUUGAAAGCAAAGCAUGGAAGCAAUUAUAGAGUUGGAUCAAGCUCAGAAAUUUUAUAUCCCACAUCUGGUUCCUCACGAGACUGGGCUUAUGAUAUCGGGAUCCCCUUCUCUUACACAUUUGAGUUGAGAGACAAUGGUACCGAUGGAUUCCUGCUGCCAGAAGACCAGAUCCAGCCCACUUGUGAGGAGACCAUGGCAGCUGUCCUGUCCAUCCUUGAUGAUAUCUUUGAGAGGGAAUGGAGCACAGACAGAGCAGUGAUGUUUGCCCCAGCUACCAUGGGGCUAAGUGUUUUCUUGACCUUCAUGCUUUUCUUUUAA
Molecule: messenger RNA, 846 nt
Organism: Gracilinanus agilis (Agile Gracile Mouse Opossum)
Lineage: Eukaryota; Metazoa; Chordata; Mammalia; Didelphimorphia; Didelphidae
Gene: CPO
Product: carboxypeptidase O
Exons: 7
Coding region: 1-846 (281 amino acids)
Biological process (GO): proteolysis
Molecular function (GO): metallocarboxypeptidase activity; zinc ion binding
Source: RefSeq, a predicted model, not a curated record